Lepus europaeus (European hare) is the source of this 912-nucleotide messenger RNA. Its product is annotated as olfactory receptor 4P4-like. Bases 1 to 912 code for a protein of 303 amino acids. Gene Ontology annotation, molecular function: olfactory receptor activity; G protein-coupled receptor activity. Gene Ontology annotation, cellular component: membrane. Gene Ontology annotation, biological process: G protein-coupled receptor signaling pathway. NCBI's taxonomy places the organism in Eukaryota, Metazoa, Chordata, Mammalia, Lagomorpha, Leporidae. The transcript has a single exon. The record is from RefSeq and is a predicted model, not a curated record.
AUGGAGAGCCAGAGGAAUAUCUCAGAGUUCAUUCUACUGGGGCUUUCCUAUGACCAGAAUAUACAAGCGGUUUGCUUUGUGCUCUUCCUACUGUGCUAUGUGGCCCUCUUGAUGGGAAACCUCCUGAUCCUGAUCUCCAUCACAUGCAGCCCUCUUUUUGACCAGCCAAUGUACUACUUCCUCAGCCACUUAUCUCUCAUGGAUAUCUGCUUCACCUCCUGUGUGACACCCAAAUUUAUUGGUGACUUGCUGGUGGGAAGAAAAACCAUCUCCUAUAGUAACUGCAUGUGGCAGGUGUUUGCCAUGCACUUCUUUGGAAUGAUUGAAGUCUUAAUCCUUACAGUCAUGGCCUUUGACCGUUACGUGGCCAUCUGCAAACCUCUCCACUACAUGAUUAUCAUGAACAGGACAAAAUGCCAACUCCUAGUUUCAGCUGCUUGGGCAGGUGGAGCAGCCCAUUCCUUUCCUCAACUGUCUAUCGCUAUCUUGCUACACUUCUGUGGUCCUAAUGAAAUUGAUCACUACUUUUGUGAUAUUUUUCCUUUGCUAAAAAUUGCCUGUGGUGAUACUCAUAUCACUGGCAUCCUUGUGCUUGCCAACUCUGGAAUUGUCACCUUAGUGACAUUUGUGGUUUUAUUUAUGUCUUAUGUUGUUAUAUUAUUCACUCUAAGAAACCACUCCUCUGAGGGAAGACGCAAGGCCCUCUCUACCUGUGGCUCUCAUAUCACUGUGAUACUUUUAUUUUUUGGACCUGCAAUAUUUUCUUAUCUUAGACCUCCUACCACUUUCCCUGAGGAUAAAGUAUUUGCACUUUUUUACACCAUCAUUGCUCCUAUGUUUAAUCCCUUAAUCUAUACUUUGAGAAAUGCAGAGAUGAAAAACGCCAUGAGAAGAGUUUGGUGUCAAAGAUAG